Schistosoma haematobium is the source of this 1335-nucleotide messenger RNA. RefSeq names its product Peroxiredoxin-1. Bases 1 to 1335 code for a protein of 444 amino acids. Gene Ontology annotation, biological process: hydrogen peroxide catabolic process; response to oxidative stress; cell redox homeostasis. Gene Ontology annotation, cellular component: cytosol. The record is from RefSeq and is a predicted model, not a curated record. The transcript is spliced from 8 exons. Gene Ontology annotation, molecular function: thioredoxin peroxidase activity. NCBI's taxonomy places the organism in Eukaryota, Metazoa, Platyhelminthes, Trematoda, Strigeidida, Schistosomatidae.
AUGACUUGGACUCAUUAUGUUGUACGUGAAAGCAGGCUGAAUAAAGAAAAGCCGGAAAUUCGCUAUGAGUAUGUAGUGUAUGUAUGUUCUUUUGGCCAUAAAAAGAAGCCGGAGGGCUAUGGUCAGAGAGUAAAAGGGUCAAAGUUUGGUGGUUGCAAGGCCAUGUUUCGUUUACGGUAUACUGUGAACCGGUUCGUCAUAUCGUCGUCGAGGAUGAUACAUAACCAUCCUUGUGAUGAGAAGUGCUUGAAAAAUGAUCCGUGGUUCAGAAGACUAUGUGAAGAUCAGUUGAAGGUUGUUCUCCCGAUGGUUAAGACUGGAAGUAGUGCUGAAUCUAUUGUUAAGUAUGCAGAAGAAAAUUUCGAAAAGACAACAACAGUGCAUUAUGUCAAUAAUUUAAAAUAUAAAUUUGUCGGACGUUGUGGAAGUUUAAACGAUGUAAUUGCAACCUUACGGAACAAUGAGAAAUUACGGCUAUCAAUGUCCGGUAGUGGAUGGACUUGGCAGGCUGUUCAAGAUGUAGAUGAAAAUAUACCAGCUAUCCCGUCUCCAGAUUAUAAUGAAACGAACAGACUUUAUCGCACUCUACGCAGUAAAACCCACACACUCAGUACACUUUUCGGACAGACGACGGUGCAGGACACACUAAGGCAAUUGAUAGGUCAUGUUGAUGAAUUAAUACGCAUGAGGCGUCUGGCUACAGUUUCUGAACAUGUACUACAUAUUUUCACUGACAGCAGAACUAUGUACAAACAAUAUAAGCUUUCUCAAGACCUCCGGGUUCGCCGAGUUUGCAGCAGAGCACCUGCCUUUUCUACGAAAUCACUGCAGAACGGGACCAAAGGUGUGACAAGAUUAGAAGAUUAUGUUGGAAAAUACUUGGUCGCCAUAUUUUAUCCUUCGAACUUCCUAAAACUAUCAUCACAGGAGCUAUUAAAUUUCAACAGUUAUUUGUCAAACUUUCAAGAAAUCAAUUGUGAAAUUUUAGCAAUCUCUCCGGAUUCCCUAGAAUCUCAUAUCGCAUGGUAUUGCGCGCCAAUUCAGAAGAAUGGACUUGGUGAAAAUGUCCAUUUUCCAUUACUAGAAGAUAAAAAUAUGAGAAUCUGCAAAGCAUAUGGAGUUUCUAAUGAGGAUAAUGGAAGUGCUUUAAUGAGCAUUUUUGUAAUCGAUACGAACGGACUGAUACGUAUUACUGUAUGUUUAGAUAAAGGAAUACACGUUUCUGUAAAGGAUAUACUGCGAAUGGUGAGAGAUUUACAAAUGAAAGAUAAGGAAGAUGAAUUGGAUAUUUUAAGACAUUCGGAAACACCAGUAACAACGACGCCACUUGAUUAG